This is a messenger RNA of Uncinocarpus reesii 1704, 393 nucleotides long. RefSeq lists its product as uncharacterized. Bases 1 to 393 code for a protein of 130 amino acids. The record is from RefSeq and is a predicted model, not a curated record. Lineage: Eukaryota; Fungi; Ascomycota; Eurotiomycetes; Onygenales; Onygenaceae. The transcript has 3 exons.
AUGUCUCAGCCGCAGGAGUAUUGGUUACCCGGCUACGGGCUCUCCCGCCAUAUCGUCCUCAGUAAAAUGCAAUAUUUCCUCGGGCCAACUGCUUCUGUGAGGCCGUAUAGCUACCAGGGACGGGAAGGCUAUCUUGUCACGGGAGCUCCGCUCACGAGAGGGCAAAUCGACGAUUUGAAAAAGAUGUCUCAAGUCUACGAACAGGAGGCCUCCCUCAGAAUGACGCAGGUCUCCGGACUGACUACCCACGAGAAAUCCGAAUGUAAAGGGACAGAGCCCUACAUUAAUCAGCCAGUAUACGUCGGCCGUCGAGAUAAUCGCGAGCGGGAUCGAGUCCGGGAUAGUAAACCCUAUCCCAUAGAUCGAUACCCGAGAACGAAACGGUCAUGGUGA